AUGGGGUAUGGUGUUGACCAGCCAAAGGAGGUCCUCGGGGGUGGUUUGGUCGAACGCCAAGAAAGCGACGAAAUGACCACAAUUUCUGACCAUAGGCCAGUAGACGAUGCCGUCGUUGAUCUAGAGACGAUCUGCAUCAAGCCAGACGAGGCAGGUAUGAUUGCAUUCGACGAUGGCCCUGAGCAGGUCUACCAAUGA
This is a messenger RNA of Colletotrichum spaethianum, 198 nucleotides long. RefSeq lists its product as uncharacterized. The record is from RefSeq and is a predicted model, not a curated record. Bases 1 to 198 code for a protein of 65 amino acids. NCBI's taxonomy places the organism in Eukaryota, Fungi, Ascomycota, Sordariomycetes, Glomerellales, Glomerellaceae. The transcript has a single exon.